UUCUUCUCCGACCUCUGCUUUCUCUCUCUGCGUUGCAGGUGCUAAGCUUUCAAAUACAGGGUUCAAAGGUGUUUUAAAAUAAAGAGUUUGAAGGAGCAAGAGCUAAAGUACUACAUUGCAGCAGAGGUCUUAUCAUGUCAGGUGGACCGGGGCUUGAGUCUCUUGUUGAUCAAACUAUAUCAGUAAUUACCAAUGACGGACGUAAUAUAGUGGGAAUUUUGAAAGGAUUUGACCAGGCCACAAACUUAAUUCUUGAUGAAUCUCAUGAAAGGGUGUAUUCAACCAAGGAAGGUGUACAACAACUUGUCUUAGGCCUUUACAUCAUAAGAGGGGACAAUAUUAGCGUUGUCGGGGAAUUAGAUGAAGAGCUGGAUGCAAACUUGGAUUUGUCAAAACUGAGAGCUCAUCCUUUAAAACCAGUUGUCCACUGAUGUUCUCGGAGCUUGGGAUCAAAACUUGAGUUGCAAUAGAAAUGAGUUGGAUAUCAAUGUAGUAUGGUCUAAAUUCACUUGAAUGUUGUGCUACUGAAAUACUAUUGUAAACUAAACUCCCUUAGCCAUUUUGGGAUGCUGAAUCUUGCUUUUGAAGAUGGUCUAUAAAAUCUUCUCUUUUUUUUUUUC
Molecule: messenger RNA, 620 nt
Organism: Ipomoea nil (Japanese morning glory)
Lineage: Eukaryota; Viridiplantae; Streptophyta; Magnoliopsida; Solanales; Convolvulaceae
Product: sm-like protein LSM8
Exons: 6
Coding region: 135-431 (98 amino acids)
Biological process (GO): mRNA splicing, via spliceosome
Cellular component (GO): U6 snRNP; U4/U6 x U5 tri-snRNP complex; precatalytic spliceosome
Molecular function (GO): RNA binding
Source: RefSeq, a predicted model, not a curated record